Microthlaspi erraticum is the source of this 555-nucleotide messenger RNA. The record is from the annotation of a GenBank genome assembly. NCBI's taxonomy places the organism in Eukaryota, Viridiplantae, Streptophyta, Magnoliopsida, Brassicales, Brassicaceae.
AUGGACGGCGGCGGAGCAGCUGACGUGGCAACCGCCGGAACGACCAGGAAGAGAGAGAGGCCUUACAAGGGGAUAAGGAUGAGGAAGUGGGGCAAAUGGGUUGCGGAGAUUCGAGAGCCCAACAAGCGCUCGAGGUUAUGGCUCGGCUCUUACUCCACGCCGGAAGCGGCGGCGCGAGCUUACGACACGGCGGUUUUCUAUCUUAGAGGACCAACCGCGAGGCUAAACUUUCCGGAGCUUCUUCCCGGAGAUAAUUUCAGCGAGGAAGACAUGUCGGCUGCGACGAUUCGGAAAAAAGCGACGGAGGUUGGUGCUCAGGUAGAUGCUUUAGGCACGGCGGUGCUAAAUAACCGCCACCGUGUUUUUGGUCAGAGUCGAGAGAGUGAUGAUGAAAACAAGAAUUUCCAUCGGAAUUAUCAAAACGGUGAGCGAGAAGAAGAAGAAGAUGACGACGACGACAAGAAGUUGAAGAGUGGCGGCUGGUUAUUGGAUCGGGUUGACUUGAAUAAGUUACCCGACCCGGAAAGCUCCGAUGAAGAUUGGGAAAGCAAAUGA